Aricia agestis (brown argus) is the source of this 654-nucleotide messenger RNA. It is a transcript of the gene lin-52, whose product is annotated as protein lin-52 homolog. The record is from RefSeq and is a predicted model, not a curated record. Gene Ontology annotation, cellular component: DRM complex. Lineage: Eukaryota; Metazoa; Arthropoda; Insecta; Lepidoptera; Lycaenidae. The transcript is spliced from 4 exons. The coding region runs from base 29 to 400 and encodes 123 amino acids. Gene Ontology annotation, biological process: regulation of DNA-templated transcription.
UUUGGAGUUUGUUGUCAUAAUUUAGAAAAUGGCCGCGAAACAAAAUUCGAUUACAAAAUACGAAGGACAGGCGUCUGACGAUAUUCCACUGCCGUCCUUGGAGGAAAGCUUAAUGAGCUUAGAAAAACUGGAUCGUGCAUCACCUGAGCUGUGGCCUGAGCAAAUUCCUGGAGUAUCAGAAUACGCGCCGCAGCAAAACAGUAACCAGUCACCGCCGUCAUGGAGCGGUAGAUUCACCAAAGAGGACUACAAACAUAUGCAACAACUGGGAUCACUAACAGCAGCCAGCCUAAUACUUGAAGUGAAAAAGUUGCAUGAUAUAGCAUAUCAACUCGGUUUGGAAGAAGCUAAAGAAAUGACAAGAGGAACAUACUUGAAUAUUUUCUCUUCGAGAAGGUAGUUAAGUAAUAGUUUAUAGGUAUCCACUCUAAAAUAAUGAGACAGCGAAUUUGAUAUAAAAAAAAAUAUUUUAUAUGAAAUUUUGUGCCUCGACUCACAAUUUGAACUUUAGUAGAAUAUAAAAGAGGCUGUUUCACCACUUACUGAUAAGGGCCAACGCCAAAACUCGCGCGGGCGCACGCUCACGUGUGUAUCCUCCUCCUCGCGUCGUCUUCCUCAUUGCUGAGGGUCGUGAUUCCCCUUUUGGAGUUAAUG